Molecule: messenger RNA, 3376 nt
Organism: Limulus polyphemus (Atlantic horseshoe crab)
Lineage: Eukaryota; Metazoa; Arthropoda; Merostomata; Xiphosura; Limulidae
Product: calcipressin-2-like
Exons: 4
Coding region: 144-917 (257 amino acids)
Biological process (GO): calcium-mediated signaling
Cellular component (GO): cytoplasm; nucleus
Molecular function (GO): calcium-dependent protein serine/threonine phosphatase regulator activity; nucleic acid binding
Source: RefSeq, a predicted model, not a curated record
CUGAUGAGGUAAUGCAAUUUAAGACAUGGAAGCUAUCGCAAUUAUGUUCAGUGAAAAAUUUUUAGUUAUUUUAUUUGAGCUUGCUUAAAUUAAAAACUGAUUUUUAAUGAAAAUAAACAUUUUCGAUGUAAAAUUCGGUAAGAAUGGUAAAAUCUAAGUUUAUGUGGAAGGGGGACAAAGACAUUAUUAUUAAGAAUUGUUCUUCAUCGCAUUCAUUUUUAAGUACAACCCAAGUAUUGACAAUGGAACAAGAUCUAGAUUGUGCUACCGAAGAUAAUCGACUUUUUUUAGAAGAUGAAGGCUUGUGCUUAGAAGAUACUUCAGAUUUACCAACAUCUUUAAUUAUAACUAAUAUUGAUCAAAGGGUGUUCUCAGAUCAAGAAUUAAAGGCAAAUUUUGAAGAUUUGUUCAAACAUUAUGAAGAGGAUGCAACAUUCCAGUAUUUCAAGAGCUUUAAAAGAGCUAGAGUGAACUUUCAGAGCCCAGCAUCAGCUGCACAGGCAAGAAUUCAUUGUCAUCAGUAUCAAAUCGGAGAAAACUUUAUUAACUGCUACUUUGCUCAGCAAAGUAGCAGUAAAGAAACUGACCCAUCAGAUAUACAUUUACAACCUCCAACCCCAGAGAAACAGUUCCUGAUUUCACCACCUGCAUCACCUCCUGUUGGUUGGGCACCAGUUGAUGAAGCUCAUCCUACCAUUAACUAUGACAUACUCUCUGCCAUUGCUGAUCUGACACCAGGAGGUGUUCAUGAACUCCAUCCUCCAUCUAGCUCUCAACCUGGAAUAGUUGUUCAUGUCUGUGAAAAGGAGGAAGACCAUACCCGACCCAAACUAAAGAUUGUUCAGACACGAUGUCCAGAAAGGGUUCCCUCUCUUGAGGAGUUGGAUAGCCCAUCUCCUCCUAACUCUGCUGAUUAAGAAAUUAAAACACAUUUUGUAUUAGACCAGAUUAUGGUUCAGUGACUAUUUCAAAGUUAGCAAGUUUCCAACUCUCAGUUAUACAAUCAAACUUGAAAAUGUGUUAUAUUACAUGGAUAAAGUCUGUGUAAUGAAUAAAUAUAAUCAUCAUUAAGAAAUGUACUUACUUGAAAGAGAAAACUAAAUUAAAUGAUUAACUAAAGUUUAAUUUUCAGAUUUUAUAAAGUGUUAGUAUAUAUUGUAAUUUGAAAUUCCAAACAAGUAUGACUAUAGAUAUCAGAAUUUAUUGCUAUUAAAUGUAAAGAAAUUAGUCCUUAGAUUUCAAGCUUGAGUGAACUGUUACUAACCUUCAAUUAUUGGAUCACACCUCCUAUACCCCAGCAUAACAUGAAAAUGUUAAAAGGUAUCACAACUGAUGUUUAUCUUUAACACAUUGUUUUGCAGAGAAUUAACACUUACUGAGAAAUUUACCUUGAUAACUAUGUCAAUUGUUUAUCAUUUCUUUCUUCUGUUUUUUUUCUGAACAUGAAGUAUUAUAAAACGUUUUUGGUGAAAUAAAUAAAGUGCUUGCUAUAUAUAUAUAUUGUAUAGUGUGAUUAGAUGUAUUUAAACUUAUUUUGAAGAUGUUUUAUAUGUGAUAGAAAAUUAGCUGUGUUUUCAGUUACUUAUUGAAGAAAUUGCAAAAUGGAAUGUUUGAACAUAUACAAGGUUUUUGAAACAGCUCUUGGUGGGAAUAUUAUAAUUUUUGUCUCUAAAAGUGAGACACAAUCACAUACACUAUUGAUGAUAUCUUGUAAUUAAAAAAUAAACAUAACAUUCCCACUAAAAGCUGUUUCAAGAACUGUGUGUAUAUAUAUAUGUGUGUGUUUGUGUUCAAUAAGUUAGUUGGUAUCUAUUAAAAUGAAAAUGAUUUUAAGUAUCAGAACAAACCUGAAUAUCAUGAAGAAAGAAACAUGUUUACUUUUCAGGAGAGAAGAUAAAAAAUGUGUUCCAGUUUUCAGAAAUAUGGGUUUAUGCUGAAAGUUUAACUUUAAUUAUAUUUUUUGAUCUGGUAAGUAUAGAGAAAUUUUGAUGAUCAUAUUUAUGCAUAAACAAAGCAAAAUAUACUUUAUUUUGAUGACUAAAGCUUAUUGCUGUUAUAAGUCACUGAAUAUAGUUAUUUUGAAAAGUUGUAAAACACUUACAUUUAAAGAAUAGUUUUCUCAAUCUUACUGUGGAAAUAAAUGAAUUUUUUUAUCAGUUCUGUUUUUUAAUAAAUGCUGUACUUGAUUCCAAGAAAAAUGUAGAAAUUUUCUGUUAUUGCAUAAUUUUUAAACCUACUAACAAAUAUCUUAAAUGUUAUACCAUAUUAAUUUAUAGAUGAAGCUGUUUUAUCUUAUUUAUAAAUUUUAGGUAUGUUAAGUUAUAUAAUUAAACUGUUAUUAAGAUAAAAGUAUUUGUACAUUGUAAUAAACCAGCUUUUAUAUUCCAGUUAGCUGUCCUAUAUUGAAGACAAUCAGUCUUUCUAGAAACUAAUAAUUUUUCACUUUGCUUUAUCUGUAACUCAUAAUUUACAUUGUUCAAUCUUGGGAAUAAUGUGACUUUGUAACUGUAUAAUUAAAAUUAUUCUAAAAUUAUCAUAAAUACUGAUGCAGUCUACAAAACUUAAGUACCAUUAAUUUGAUUUAUAGUUUUGUAGAAAAUUCUUGAUACAGAAGUUUUAAGUGUCUCUCUCUGCAAAUAUGUGUGGUUAGUUCAUAUUCAGUGUAAUAUAUAUCUGUUAAUCUGUGUUUGCCCCUGAAAUUUUAGUUGGUUGCAGGCAAAUACUAUAAGUAAAGUGUAAUCAUUUUUCACUCUACUUUUUCAAGUUGAAUUUAGCACACGUUUCUUGAUGCGCAUUGAUGAGUACAUUUUAGUGAAUUACAUUUUAUUAAAACAUCAAAAUAUAUAAAAAGAAACUUAAUAAAUUGUGACUGGUUAAUAAUAACAACAUCACAAAUAUCAUUUAAAACAUAAAGUUUUAUAACUAAGUAAAAAUUCUUUUAUAAUUGGUCAAGCAAAAUUGUUAUCACAGUAAGACUGAUAAUAUUUAAGUCACACCAUGUAUUUUGUUUACUUGAUUGAUUGUGAUAAAUACUAAGUGAUUGGGAUGGGGGCUACUGAUACGAAUUAUUUUUUUCCAUAUCUAUGUUUUAUGUAUUAUUUGUUGAUACAUUGUGUACUGUAAUGCAAGUAAUGUAUUGUUCUCAUCUUGGAAUGUUAAAAUUUUAUUCAGCAUGUCUCACUCAUUUUUUUUUUUUUUUCAUUUUAAUAUAGAGUGGUUAAACUACAGUACGUGGUAGAAUUGUUUGUGAAGUAUAAGCAUCUGAGAAAGCAGUGGUUAAAAUUCUAUAUUUUUGUUCUAUGUAUAAAUAUAUGAGAAGGUUUUAAGAAAUGUAAAUGUUACAUGAGUAUGAAUGCUAAUAAACUAUAACAUUAUA